AUGAAUUUCCCUAAAUAUAAGUAUGCUUAUCCUGAGAAAUCUGCGUGGUUUCCAUCUCGUAUCACAUUUUGGUGGAUAACAAGAUUAAUACGACAAGGUUACAAGAAUGUAUUAACUGAAAACGAUGUUUGGGAAUUACCUGAGUCUGAAAAGACGAAUAAUGUCGUCGAAAGUGUUCAGUAUAACAUCGACAGGAAGCAUGAAUUAUAG
Messenger RNA from Didymodactylos carnosus, 210 nucleotides. NCBI's taxonomy places the organism in Eukaryota, Metazoa, Rotifera, Eurotatoria, Philodinida, Philodinidae. The record is from the annotation of a GenBank genome assembly.